AUGACAGAGCAGACCCUCCCCGAUUACGUCCUAGACCCCAGUGCCGUCCUCAACGACACGGCUGCCAGCUGGCGCUACGGCAGAAUCCCCGAUUAUACCAAGACCCGCGAGUUUUACGAAAAAACGAAAACAACAUCCCACCCCGCCACCUCGCUCGCAUCUCUCGUCCAGAACCUAGUGAAAAACUGGGAAAUCGAAGCUUCAUUUAAGACAUCUCUAGAUGACUGGCGCACAAUUAACCCAGAAACGUACACAUUUUCCCUAAACGGCGGUCCCGCUCAACCAGGCGAACAUAUGCUCCGAGUAGGAACUUACAACGCGCUCAUCAACGCGAAUGAAUACUACGAUCCUGAACAGAAUGAUUUCGAGGGCAGUCAUAAAUCGUUCAAGAGGAUGAUGCCGACGUUUGCGUGGGAGGUCAAGGAGGUUUAUUGCGGACCGCCGGUUGUGGUGGCACGCUGGAGGCAUUGGGGGUUGAUGAAGGGGGAUUAUGUCGGGAAGAACGGUCGCGGCGAGGUUGUUAGGGUCAAGGCGCAUGGGGGUCCGAUUGAUAUUGAAGGAAUUGUGGUGGCCAAGGUAAACGAGAAGCUGCAGCUCGAGAAGAUAGAUGUUUGGUUUGAUCCGAUGGAGAUGUUCAGGCAAAUUUCACGGGAUGAGCAACGUGAGGAACUGAGUCGAGGCGAUUCUGCUGCCGCUGCGCCUGGAGAUCUUGCUGGUGCUUGUCCGGUCAUGCGGGCUGGCAAUGAAUAA
Aspergillus nidulans FGSC A4 is the source of this 750-nucleotide messenger RNA. RefSeq lists its product as uncharacterized. The record is from RefSeq and is a predicted model, not a curated record. The coding region runs from base 1 to 750 and encodes 249 amino acids. NCBI's taxonomy places the organism in Eukaryota, Fungi, Ascomycota, Eurotiomycetes, Eurotiales, Aspergillaceae. The transcript is spliced from 3 exons.